Molecule: messenger RNA, 1585 nt
Organism: Oncorhynchus kisutch (coho salmon)
Lineage: Eukaryota; Metazoa; Chordata; Actinopteri; Salmoniformes; Salmonidae
Product: paired mesoderm homeobox protein 2-like
Exons: 3
Coding region: 432-1265 (277 amino acids)
Biological process (GO): regulation of DNA-templated transcription
Molecular function (GO): DNA-binding transcription factor activity, RNA polymerase II-specific; sequence-specific double-stranded DNA binding
Source: RefSeq, a predicted model, not a curated record
CAGACUAAGGUGAGACCCCCUUACCUGCUGAGUGCAGUCCUCUCUCGCCUCCCCACCCAUCACCUGCAUCUCACCUGAACUCCUCCUGAGUCUCCAUUUCAACCUUCAUCUUAGGUAGCCUUCUGGAUCGAGAGUCAGUGUAUGGCUGAUGACUGCAAUUCAUCCCUCAGAAUUGAUGGUGGAAGAUUGUGUGAUUUCUGUCAUUCUGGAUCUGGUGAUGUACUUCAUUAACAGCCCUAUCUGAUUUCACUGUGGUAAAGAAGCCUCAAGACUUGGCUCUGCUCCAUCUUGUGCCAACCUCAACAAGAAUGUUUAGUCUGAUGUUGUGAAGUGCUCCUGAGAUACGUCCCAUUGUUUUGGUAUCAGACUGUUCCCUUUAUACCAGUGGAUUGACACUUAAGACUCUGGACUCCUCUAAGAGCUUUUGGAUAAUGUUUGGCCCUGGGCAGCUGGUCUCCACUCUUCUACCUGCAGUCUUCCACUCCUCCGCAGCUCACUUGUUCCCUGCGUUCCCCACCAGACUGGGCUCCCCUUCACAGAUCCUGAUCCCUGGGCCCCUGAUCAGCUAUGAGUCCCUGCGGAGUUACUUGCAACCAGAGCCCUGCAAAGAGGCUCUGUUCCUGGCCACACAGGCAGCUGGGAUGGGGCAGUUCACGGCCAGCAUGGAUGAACAGAGGCCAGUGAAGCAGCGUCGUGCGCGGGCCAACUACAGCAGCUGGCAGCUGGAGGAGCUAGAGAAGACCUUUGAGAACACCCACUACCCUGACGUCUUCAUGAGGGAAGCACUGGCCCUCAGACUGGACCUCAUCGAGGCCAGAGUGCAGGUGUGGUUUCAGAACCGCCGGGCUAAGAUGCGGAGGCAGCUGAAGUUGCAGGGCCAGCUAGGAGAGCCCUUUCCCAGGAAGGACAAUGCCGAGGACACAACAACAGACAAACCCAACAAGAGCUUACCGGAGCUAGAGAGUUCUGACGGCGAGCACUGGGAGAGGAGGCAGGAGAAAGGAAGCUAUCCCUGGACUAAAGUACCUCGUUCUGCUGUGAUGACCACCCCCAUACAGGGUAUGAUUCAGGGGCCAGCAGGGGAAUGGGAGGGGAUGGAGGGGCCCAGUCCAGAAGAGUUCCGCUGCUGUAGCAUUGCCAAGCUGAGGGCCAAGGCCAGGGAGCACGAGGCUGAGAUCCAUAGCACUGUGGUCAGGUCAGGAGGAGAAGAGACAUCAGCACUGCAGACACAAACACAGAACACUGAUGACAGAGAGAGAAACUGAUAUGGCUCUUUCUCUCUGCAUGGCUUUUGCAAACAGGUCCCUAAGACCUCAUCAUGGUUGAGGCAACUUGCCUAAAUACCCCAUCCUUGGUUUUAUUCAUUCUGUGAUUCAAUGAGGAUAUGAACUAACAUUUACAAAAGGUGCUGAUUUUUUGUUUAGUAUUAUAUAAAUGUAUUGUGUUUUGAAAUGCCAUUAUUUUUCUGUACUGGACAUCUUUUUCUAUCAACAAUCACGCUAAACAUGUAUUUUAAAUGCUCAGACUAGGAUGAGGUGAAUAUAUAGUAUUGCCAUAGUAACAGCUUAUAAAUGUAUAGAAUAUC